UUAUGCUCCUGGCAACACUGUUACGUUAUAAGAUGGCGGCUAUCACGUUGCGGUAGACCCUUUAACGAAGUAAAAAUGAUCGAAUCGUGUUCUUUUCGUCGCAUGGUGUUCGUGGUGGCAUCUCUGGUUUGCAGUUGUUUGGUGGUUCUGGUAGUGGAAAGUGUUUUGGCUCCUUCUCCCGACAAAUACGCACGUCCGACCGACGAACUCGACAAUUCUUCUUGUUGGAACAACGAAAAAUAUUCCGUCACGCAGAAUUGCAGAGCCUGUAACCAGUUCGAGAAGGUCAGCAAACAUACCUUAGCCUGUCUCUCUACUGGUUACAAAGAAGAAAUAACUUGUGAAAAAUCAGGAACUGUGUACAGAAGCUGCAAGGUGCCCUGGUUGGAGCAGCGCAACUUCUGGCUGGUGGAAGGGACGGCGGCCGGAAUGGCCCUGUUGGGAGGACUGGCGGUCACCUGGAGACAGAAGAGACUGGACAGGAGGACGGUCGAGAGGAUCCAGAGACAGAUCGCCGCCGGGGUCUGAGCCGCGUAGUUAAUUAAAACGUCCUUCAGUUGUUCACCCGAGGAUCGACAGGCCUUUGGGGGGCGUCUCACCCCUCCGUAAUCUGCCGGCAAAGAGGGAAAUGUGAUAAACAUCGCGCUUCUCGGGUGGACCGAGGAUGGACGACUCGGGGGGAUUUCGAGCCGGGUUGACCCAUUCCCUGUCGUUGGCGCAAUUGCCGAUAUUUCCGUCACCGAUCCGGUUGCCGAAAAGGCGGCCGAGUAAGGAUAGAUUCGGAGGGUCGCCCGCUACGUAACGGGCGAGUCGGAGGUCUCCAAGGUCGUUGGUCCGCGCGUUAUAUAUAAGUAUGGGAGCGCGACCCAACCCGAUCGUUCGGGCGCUUACCUUCGGCGAUAUGGCCAGACCGGUAUGUGGCAGACAGGUAAAUUUUUCCCCGUUUUUUCUUUCUUUUUUUUUUUUAAAGAUGGCUCUUCCCUAGGUGACGGUUCUCGCCCCGCUGCUACUGCUGCUGCUGCUCGCAGUAUCCACUUUACCCGUCGGGGCGGAAUACGUGGGAUACGUGUCCUCCGAUCGCUACUACGGCUACAAAAGGGUGGGAUACAACAGUCGCUACGGCACCCCCAACUACAGCAUCCAGUUGGGCGCCGACAAAAACGCCGCUCCCUCCCUCUCCGCUCCGGCCUCGGACCCCUCUUUCCUGCAAUCGGGCGGAAACGUCGUCUACAGUUACACCAACAUCCAACACUGACCGGAAGCCAUCUUCCUCCUCUCCCCUCUUCUUCCGACGUCGCCCAGACUCGUCGUCUACUUCGGGUCCGCCAUC
This is a messenger RNA of Centruroides sculpturatus (bark scorpion), 1330 nucleotides long. RefSeq names its product protein JTB-like (gene JTBR). The transcript has 4 exons. Gene Ontology annotation, cellular component: membrane; midbody; cytoplasm. Bases 76 to 528 code for a protein of 150 amino acids. Lineage: Eukaryota; Metazoa; Arthropoda; Arachnida; Scorpiones; Buthidae. Gene Ontology annotation, biological process: mitotic cytokinesis. The record is from RefSeq and is a predicted model, not a curated record.